AUGCAUGAGAAGGGUACACUGUUUCAUAGACCACAUGCACGGAAGAAUCACGUCGUGAAAGAAGACUAUAGCAAAUUCGCCGAAGUGUAUAAUAAGUUCCCCGCCCAGCCAGCGGGUAUUUUGGGAUCUCAGCUCAUGAAGAACGCCAUUGGAGAUGCAUCGGGCCUCGUUGUGUUGGACCUAGGAGGCGGGACCGGAGUUCAUGCUCGCGACGCCCUUGAUGCAGGCGCCCGACGAGUAGAUCUGGUAGACAUAACCCUUCAGAUGCUCCAGGUCGCCGAGGACAUCGAGCAGGCCCAGGGACACAGUGGCCGCAUUCGUGUCUUCGAGGGGGAUGUCGCCUCAACACUUGGCCAUCUCCCACUGGAGCCAACUUAUGACAUCGUCAUGGCCAACUGGGUCUUUGACCAUGCUGAAUCCCCGGAGAUGCUUGAACGCAUGUGGCAAAACGUGGAGAAGUAUCUGAAGCCUAGCGGUAAAUUUGUCGGCAUUCGCGCUGCAGAUUUGGGUCCUGAUUUGCAGACCGAAAAGUACGGUGUGACCUAUUACAAUUUCAAGUCUAUUCGAGGGGGGCUUGCUUACACGUUUAUGCUCCAUGGGGAUUGUCCAAGGGCGUUUGAGGCGACAUCUAUGGAAGCCAGCUACUCGGGCUCUACUGCGAUGCACGAGAAACACGGUCUAACAGAUGUGAGGAUCGUUCCUUUGGAGAGUGCCGCGAUCGUACAACAGCAGGCCGAAUUCUGGAAGACGUUCCUUGAUAAACCACCUUUUUUCGUAGUGACAGCGGUCAAAAAGGGCUAG
This is a messenger RNA of Clonostachys rhizophaga, 801 nucleotides long. NCBI's taxonomy places the organism in Eukaryota, Fungi, Ascomycota, Sordariomycetes, Hypocreales, Bionectriaceae. The record is from the annotation of a GenBank genome assembly.